CAGUACGGAGCGAUCGGGAGACGGGACCGGAAUAUCGAACAGGAAACAGGGAGACGGGACUGAGAUAUUGGACCUGGAACCGGGAACCGAGAGAAGGUCCGGUUCGGCCAUGGAAGAGAACGCGAGCCGAUUCCUGCGGAGUCUGUGUGUGAAUCAGUCGGAGCUGACGGAUGAAUCGUGCUCGGAAUCGCGGAGAGGAGAGAGUCGCCCGGGGAGAAGAGAUCUGGAAUAUUCCAUCCGCAUCCUGCUUUACUCUGUCAUAUUCCUGCUGAGCGUUUUCGGGAACGCCCUGGUGAUCCUGGUCUUGGUGGUGAACAAGCGUCUGCGCACGGUGACUAACUCCUUCCUGCUGUCGCUGGCCCUCAGUGACCUGAUGGUGUCGGUUGUCUGUAUGCCCUUCACACUGAUUCCCAACCUGCUGGGGAACUUCAUCUUCGGACCCUCCAUGUGCAAGCUCACCGCCUACUUCAUGGGAAUCUCGGUCAGUGUAUCCACCUUCAGCCUGGUAGCCAUCGCCAUCGAACGCUACAGUGCGAUCUGUAACCCGCUAAAAGCCAGGCUGUGGCAGACUCGCUCCCAUGCCUAUAGGGUCAUCGCAGUAACCUGGCUGCUGUCCAUCGUUAUCAUGACCCCUUACCCCAUCUACAACAGGUUGAAACCUUUCCAACGGGCGGACAACUCCACUGCACACAUCUGCACGCUCAAAUGGCCCAGCGAAGCUGUGCAUCGUGCCUGGUAUGUCUUCCUCCUCCUGGUCCUGUUCUUCCUGCCGGGAGUGGUGAUGGUCGUGGCCUACGGACUGAUCUCAUGCGAGCUCUACAGGGGAAUCCGUUUUGAAAUGAGCCAGAGGGAGGAGGCAAAGGCCGCGGCGAACGGCAGCAGCACCUGGCUGGGCCGCUCGGAGGAGGAGGGCGACGGGGGUGGCGAUGGCUGCUACCUGCAGCUCGGCAAGCGGCGGGCCUCGGUGGAGAUGUCGCUACAGGCACCCAGCGCCCCGGCUCGAGUGGACCGCGUACGCUGCACCAACUCCGAGGCCAAGCUGGAGGGCAAGAAGCGGGUGAUCCGGAUGCUGAUGGUGAUCGUCGCCAUGUUCUUCAUCUGCUGGCUGCCCAUCUACAGCGUCAACACGUGGCGGGCCUUCGACCGGGCCACUGCCGUGCGGCUGCUGUCCGGCCCGCCCAUCUCCUUCAUCCACCUGCUGUCCUACACCUCAGCCUGCGUCAACCCCCUCGUCUACUGCUUCAUGAACCGCCGUUUCCGCCAGGCUUUCCUCUCCACUCUUGGCCGCUGCCUCGCUCCCCUCCGCACCCUCCGGGCGCCCGAGGACGAGCCUGGCACCACGGGCACCUCCCUUUCCAAGUUCAGCUACACCACCGUCAGCACCGUGGGAGCCCUGUGACUGGGGCCCACGCAAACCCCUGACCUAUCCUGUCCUUCAGUGAGCCCCCUCCCGUUGCCCCCAUACGGACCCAGCAUUCUACCUCUACCCUCAUAUCCCUCUCCUUUCGUUUCCUCACUUUUCCCUCCCCACCUCCCCUCUCUUUACCCUUCCCACUCACCCUCGCCCGCACUCACUGAGACAUUCUCCAGAACCACCUGCCCCUGCGAUGCAAGCUUCCUGCUUGGGCCCAGAGGUCAGGGGUCUCUCCACCUCGAAUUCACCAGCUCCCUGGAGCUGCACAGUGCGAUCCCAUAAACCACAUUUAUAAUCAGGGGUUCUCUUCAAUUGUGGGUAAAAGUAUACCCGAUUCCAUCACAGCAGACAGGAUCUCAAUAUAAUAACUGUUCACAAUGUGGCCCCAACACUCCCACAGUACAACCCCUCCCACAGUGUGACCCUCCCUCAGUAACACCCCUCCCACAGUGCGACCCUCUCUCAGUACCACCCCUCCACAGUGUGUCCCUCACUCAGUACCACCCCUCCCACAGUGUGACACACCCUCAGUAACACCCCUCCCACAGUGCGACCCUCUCUCAGUACCACCCCUCCACAGUGUGUCCCUCACUCAGUACCACCCCUCCCACAGUGUGACCCUCCCUCAGCACCACUCCUCCCAGUGUGACCCUCCCUCAGCACCACUCCUCCUACAGUGUGACCCUCCCUCAGCACCACCCCUCCUACAGUGACCCUCCCUCAGUAUCACCCCUCCACAGUGUGACCCUCCCUCAGCACGACCCCUCCCACAGUGUGACCCUCCCUGAGCACCACCCCUCCCACA
Hypanus sabinus (Atlantic stingray) is the source of this 2219-nucleotide messenger RNA. Its product is annotated as cholecystokinin receptor-like. Gene Ontology annotation, molecular function: gastrin receptor activity; neuropeptide receptor activity. NCBI's taxonomy places the organism in Eukaryota, Metazoa, Chordata, Chondrichthyes, Myliobatiformes, Dasyatidae. The transcript has 5 exons. Gene Ontology annotation, cellular component: membrane. Gene Ontology annotation, biological process: neuropeptide signaling pathway. Bases 110 to 1399 code for a protein of 429 amino acids. The record is from RefSeq and is a predicted model, not a curated record.